This is a messenger RNA of Arachis duranensis, 3695 nucleotides long. Its product is annotated as auxin response factor 6. Bases 945 to 3521 code for a protein of 858 amino acids. Gene Ontology annotation, biological process: regulation of DNA-templated transcription; response to hormone. The record is from RefSeq and is a predicted model, not a curated record. The transcript is spliced from 14 exons. Gene Ontology annotation, molecular function: DNA binding; protein binding. Gene Ontology annotation, cellular component: nucleus. Lineage: Eukaryota; Viridiplantae; Streptophyta; Magnoliopsida; Fabales; Fabaceae.
UUGAUUGAUUGAAGCUGAGAGAGAGAGAGAGAAAAGAGGGGAAAGAAAUAGUAGUAAGUAUAGUAAGUAGCAACAAGCAUGGACACAGCAACAAGGUGCAACUAGUACUAUUACUAUUACAGUAUUACUAUUACUACUACUGCCACCAUCACCAUAAACCAUAAACCAUAAUCACAGCCAUGCUUUUUUUUCUAACUCAUUAUUUUGUUUUUCUUCUUUGCCAUUACAGGAAAAUAAAAUGAGCCAAACGCUAUAAACCUGACCCCUGGAUUCUAUUUGGUACUCCUGAAUAUAUAAUACACAAACACACACUUGUUUAUUUUUUUUCGUGCCAUCAAAAACCUCCCCACCGCUAUUCACUUUCCAAGUUUAUCACUUUAUCUCUUUCCUUCUUCUGGGUUUUGCUUCUUUUCUUGAGAUCUGUUCUCUUCUGAGAUCUGUUUGGUUUUGCAAGUUUGUUCUGUUAUUCAGCUUCUUGGGGUUAUUUCCUUUGAACUAAGUUGGUUGCUUUAUUUUGGUGGUAUGAGGUAUUUGGUUGAAGAUUGGAACCUGGGGUGGUGGGGGUUGAGGAGGAGUAUUAGCGAAUGAGGCAUAAAGCUAUAGUCUUUUGCAGUGAUACUGGUUUUGGUUGAAGGGUGGGAAUCUUGUAGGAGGUGUGUACAAGGUUCUGUUUCUAAGAGAGUUUGAGAUUGGUUUUGGUUUUUGUUGUUGAAGGGGAACAAGAGGAUAACAAGAAUGAUAUUCUGUAGGGGGAAAGAAGGGACUAAAAGCUUGGUUUUGUGGUGUGGGUGUCAUUUUCCCAAGACUUUGUUGCUCAAUUGGUCUACUUAAUAAGAAGGUGCUUUUAUUUGGAAUCAUUGAUUGUGUGUUGGGAGACCUCAAUUUUAUUUUAAGGUUACAACAACUUGUUGAAUUCCCUUUCUUUUUCUGCUGAAAGAGAAAAUAUGAGACUUUCUUCAGCUGGUUUUAGUCCUCCACCACAAGAAGGGGAAAAGCGAGUUCUGGACUCAGAACUUUGGCAUGCAUGUGCUGGUCCCCUUGUUUCUUUACCUGCAGUUGGGAGCCGUGUGGUGUACUUUCCACAAGGUCACAGUGAACAGGUGGCAGUGUCAACUAAUAAGGAAGUGGAUGCUCAUAUCCCCAACUACCCAAGCUUGCCACCCCAACUCAUUUGUCAACUCCAUAAUCUUACUAUGCAUGCUGAUGCUGAGACCGAUGAAGUGUAUGCACAGAUGACCUUACAACCUUUGAAUCCUCAAGAGCAAAAGGAGGCGUAUCUUCCAGCAGAGUUGGGAAGUCCAAGCAAACAGCCAACAAACUACUUCUGCAAGACUUUGACAGCCAGUGACACAAGCACCCAUGGAGGAUUCUCUGUUCCUCGCCGAGCAGCAGAGAAAGUGUUUCCUCCAUUGGAUUUCUCUCAACAGCCUCCUGCUCAAGAGUUGAUUGCAAGGGAUUUGCAUGGCAAUGAAUGGAAAUUCAGACAUAUCUUUCGAGGCCAGCCUAAAAGGCAUCUACUCACAACUGGAUGGAGUGUUUUUGUUGGUGCUAAAAGGCUUGUUGCUGGUGAUUCUGUGCUCUUUAUCUGGAAUGACAAGAACCAGUUGCUUCUUGGCAUCCGACGCGCGAAUCGACCACAAACUGUGAUGCCUUCCUCAGUGUUGUCAAGUGAUAGCAUGCAUUUGGGGCUUCUUGCUGCUGCAGCUCAUGCAGCUGCAACCAAUAGUCGUUUCACUAUUUUCUAUAAUCCACGUGCUAGUCCAUCAGAGUUCGUCAUACCUCUGGCAAAGUAUGUUAAGGCUGUGUAUCAUACUCGAGUUUCAGUUGGUAUGCGCUUCAGGAUGUUGUUUGAAACUGAGGAGUCCAGUGUGCGACGAUAUAUGGGCACAAUAACUGGCAUUAGUGACUUGGAUGCUGCUAGAUGGCCAAAUUCACAUUGGCGCUCAGUGAAGGUUGGUUGGGAUGAAUCCACUGCAGGAGAGAGGCAACCUAGAGUGUCUCUUUGGGAGAUUGAGCCAUUAACAACAUUUCCUAUGUAUCCAUCUCCAUUUCCUCUACGCCUUAAACGACCUUGGCCUCCAGGACUACCAUCAUUCCAUGCAGGAUUGAAGGAUGAAGAUUUUGGUAUGAGUUCUCCACUGAUGUGGCUGCGAGAUGCGGACAGGGGUGGUCUUCAGUCUCUAAAUUUUCAGGGGAUUGGAGUUAGUCCUUGGAUGCAGCCGAGGUUUGAUCCAUCCAUGCUGAAUAUGCAAACAGACAUGUAUCAAGCUGUGGCUGCGGCCGCACUUCAGGAUCCUUCUAAACAGCAUCCUUCUUCCUUACUUCAAUUUCAGCAGCCACAGAACUUCCCAAACAGGACUGCUGCUUUAAUGCAUUCACAGAUAUUGCAGCAAUCACCACCUCAGCAAGCUUUCCAAAUUGAUCAAGAGAAUCAGUCACAAACUCCAACACAUGUUCAACUGCGUCCACAGCACCAGAACUCAUUCAAUAACCAGCUUCACCAUUACAACAACCAGCAACAGCAACAGCAACCACAGCAGAUUUCCAAUGCAGUGUCUACAAUGUCUCAGUUUGUUUCAAGUUCAGCAACUCAGCCUCUCUCACCACCUGUGCAAGCUAUCUCUUCCUUGUGCCAACAGCAAAGCUUUUCAGAUUCAAAUGGAAACCCUGUCACCACUGCUAAUGUUUCUCCUCUGCAUAGUAUCUUGGGGUCCUUUCCCCAGGAUGAAGCCUCUCAGCUUCUGAACCUCCCUAGAAGUAGCUCUUGGAUUCCUGUUCAAACAUCAUCAGCAGCAUGGCCGUCGAAGCGAGUUGCAGUGGAUCCUCUCCUUUCUUCCGGUGCAUCUCAGUGCAUUCUGCCUCAGGUGGAGCUGCAGAGUAGUAUUUCUCAAAAUGCAGUUACAUUACCACCCUUUCCUGGGAGGGAGUGCUCAAUAGACCAAGAAGGAAGCACUGAUCCACACAACCAUCUUUUAUUUGGUGUUAACAUAGAGCCUUCAACACUUCUUGUGCAUAGCCAUGGUGACUCUCCCACCAUUCCCUUUCAAACUUCUAACUACAUGAGUACUGCAGGUGCCGAUUCUUCAGGCUUCCUGCAUCCCUCAGAAAAUAUGCCCAACAAAACCUUCGUGAAGGUUUAUAAGUCAGGGUCCUUCGGAAGAUCACUGGAUAUCACUAAAUUCAGCAGCUACCAUGAGCUGCGCAGUGAACUAGCUCGCAUGUUCGGCCUAGAAGGCGAGCUGGAGGACCCUUUGAGAUCAGGCUGGCAGCUUGUAUUCGUAGACCGCGAGAACGACGUUCUUCUCCUCGGCGAUGGCCCCUGGCCGGAAUUCGUAAAUAGUGUAUGGUGCAUCAAGAUACUAUCACCGCAAGAAGUGCAGCAAAUGGGAAACUCCGGCCUCGAGCUCUUGAACUCAGUUCCGGUCCAAAGGCUCUCUAACAGUAUCUGCGAUGACUACGGGAGCCGAGACUCCAGAAGUUUAAGCACCGGGAUAACCACGGUGGGAUCAUUAGACUACUGAAUCAAAUUAAAGUUACUAGGCAUUUCUUCCAUAUUUUGUAAUAUUAUAGUCUCUACUCUUAAGCCUUCUGUUUUUUUGGUUCUUUUGUUUUCAUGUUCUUCAGACAAUACUGUAACUAUAUAUGGCAUAUAGUCAUUGUGCUAGCUACAAUAUUACAACACCUAAUUCGUCAAA